Molecule: messenger RNA, 5491 nt
Organism: Chelonia mydas (Green sea turtle)
Lineage: Eukaryota; Metazoa; Chordata; Testudines; Cheloniidae
Gene: UBE3D
Product: ubiquitin protein ligase E3D
Exons: 9
Coding region: 172-1296 (374 amino acids)
Biological process (GO): proteasome-mediated ubiquitin-dependent protein catabolic process; protein polyubiquitination; protein monoubiquitination
Cellular component (GO): nucleus; ubiquitin ligase complex; cytosol
Molecular function (GO): ubiquitin protein ligase activity; cyclin binding; ubiquitin conjugating enzyme binding
Source: RefSeq, a predicted model, not a curated record
UCUUGCGCCUGCCUCGGGGAAAGAGCUUCCUGGGCUGGGUUCAGACCGUCCCCUCUGCACGUGGGUUCACCGGCGGCCGGCUUGACCGGGAGUGGCCUGGGCGAGCUCCAGGGGCGUCCCGCAGCCCCGUAACAGCAGGGGCCCGGGCAGAGAGCUGCCGGCGGCGCCCACAUGGAGGAGUCCGCUUUCCUGGAGAUCAGGCGGAGGAUGCAGAGCGGGCUGCUGAUUAUCCGUGAGCCAAAAGCAGGAAAUUUGCCAGUGGAUAUUACAGUGGCUCCAGGAUCAUUAGAGAUAAAAAGUUGUCAAGCCUGCAAGAUGAUCAACUUUCCUGCAGAGGUCAGGAUUGUUCCUUCUUCCUGUCGAGGACUACAGUAUAUAGCUGGAGAUGGUUUACAUGUGAGGCUGCAAGUUCAAGCAGAUUCAAAUACAAAAUUAAUUUCAACUUUGAGUGAAAGUCUGAAGGCGCAGAAGAGUUGCAUCUUUUACUGUCAAUCUUGUGGUGAAAUCAUAAUAAAAGAACGGACGUUUCUCAGAGUUCUUCCCCUACCAAGUGAAAACUGGAGUGCUUUGGUCGAGGAGUGGUGUUGCCACCCCAAUCCCUUUGCCAAUAGCACUCUUCAUCCUCAGAAUAACGACUGUUUUCUUGGACACACUUACUUUCUGGUGAAUUCAGGAAGUGAGUCACAUGUGCCUGGAACUGAAAUAGUCCAUUCAAAGACUGAACAUUCUGCUUCUGAGAGGGACUCUACGUGGAAAUCAAAGGAAAAUGCUAGAGUAAUUUGUAAGCGCUGCAAGGCAAUGCUGGGAGAGACCGUAUCAUCAGGGACUACAAAAUAUUACAUCACUGAGAUGAUUAUUCAGCCAUCUGGAAAACAUUUUGACAUGAUACCAAGGUCUCAGUUUGUACAGAGCAUUAUAGCUCAGUGUCUCGUGGAACUGUCCUCUGCCAGAAGCACAUUUAGAUUCAGAAUACAAGGACAUGAUGGAAAAGUCUACAUCUUGAUGUGGCUUUUAAAUUCUGACACUUUAUUGGUGGAAUCUAUGGGAAAUUCAGCAUCCAGCAGUGUUUUUACAUUUUUUGAAGAUAAUUUGAGGCCUGAUUCCAGGUCUUCAGGCACAUGGAAUGCAGUCAAAGUUCUUUAUCAUCCCUGCAUUAAAAACAGGAAUAAGGACAGAAGCUGGAAGGACCCAGGAUGUGAGUUCCAAGAAAUGGAAAGUCUACUUGAAGCUAGACAAACACACUGGCACAAGAUGUCCACAAACUGCUGCGACAUUUGGGGGCCUGGAAUUAGCUAGUACAGCUCAUAAAGUGUGAAAAGCUGACCAGGGCAGGGGCAGGGCAAACACAACAUAUGUCAGUUCAGCACAUCUCUUUAGUAUCCUCCACCUGUACGACUCCUGUGGUGUCCUGCCCAGAAUUUAAAGCUGCUCUCCCCUGGGGAGAAUGCCUGUCGGAUGGCAGUGGUGAUACUUCUGCCUGUCCUUACCUGGUGGCAAUCCUAUCCCCUCUGUGCAAUUUGCACUUUGAAAUUUUCAUCCAUCUGUUGCAGCUUCAGUGUUAACCCUUUGCCCUGAAACGAUGCCUUGUUAUGCGUAUGGUCUGUUAAAGUCCUCUAUUUUUAAGCCAAGAGAUCCUCAAUUCCACAUGCUUUUCCUGCAAUAGUUACAGUAAACAAGCACGCUGAUAGCCUAAAUAUGCAUGAGCAACAUAUAUAAAAAUAUAAAUGUGUAAGGAUACCACUUCAUAUUCUUGCUAAAUAGUAAAUUAGGAGUAGAUUAUUUAGUAAUGUGAAAGAGUUUUACAAUUAAGUGCUUUUCAAAUAUAAUUUUACAAGUUCUCUGUGUGUGUGUGUGUGUGUAAUUGUAACUUGCUUUGAAUCUAAUGGUGAGAUUAUUUUUUUUAAGUUCAAACUGAAUGCUGUACACUUGGUUUUUCUUGGAUAUGUCCAAGUCUACUAGAGUUUUCAUAAAGAAAACAUUUGACUUCUGCAGGCUCUGAAGUGUCAAUUAUGGAAGAAAAACACUGCCAGAGUAAUAUUUAGUUAAGGCUGCAAUCAUGCUUUUAAUAACAUCCUUUUAUAUUUAAGCCUGUAACUGGUGGUGGAUAAAGUUGCUAGAAUAUUUACAUUCACCAAUUGCUUUGGUGUUUGCACAGCUGACGGAAUAGGAUUUGUUGGGUAAUUUGUCUUUCAUCUAUUGGCUCUAUGAUGGUAGGGCAGAAAGCAUAUAUGAAUAGUGGUUUGGGUUUGUUUUUUUCCCCCUUAAACUCUUGAGGAAAAAAAGUGGUGGAUUAAAUAGGUAUUAUAAAACUUACCAGAAAAUAUCAUAUCUUGUGAUCAUAUUUUAUAAAAGAAAAAUAUGAACCUCUCAAAAACUUGAGAAUUUGUGAUAUAUAUCAUGGUGAUUCCACUGAUUGUAUAGAGACUGCAUUCCCAAAUAUACAUAAAAACAAUUCAAAUACUGAAUAUUUUGAACAUACUCUUCCACCUAAUUCAUAGAAAGAAUGCUCAAAUACUGUGAGCAGUGCUUAUUUGUGGAGGAGAAAUCGUUUUCCUACAGAGUGAUGUGGUGAUAAUUAAAAUUAUUAAUGCAGAAGGUAUUGGAAAAUAUAUUGCUGUGUGUGAUAUAGAGGCUACUUAGUGGCCCUAAAUCUCUGUUAUAGUAGUCUCACGUAUACUGCUGAAACUUCAAAUGAGGAAUACUGCUGGAAUCAGUGCAAUUUCUCAAAACAGAAGAAAUUGUAUAUCAACGACUUGAAAACUUGAAGUAGUAGAUAUUGGAUUUUCAGCAGAUUUUCAUUUUUUAUUCUGUAUCAAAGAGAAGAUUUAUCUCCCUUGGCUUAAUGCAUAGAUAACAGCCAUAUAUACUUAAUCACUUGCAGUUUGGAUACAUUGAUAUCCAAAUCCUAUUGUGGAUUGUUUACAAAAUCAAAAAUGCACAUCAUUUAGGGAUGCAGAGGCAAAGAGAAAUGUCAGAAUGUAGAAAAGAGGGAGGUUCUUUUCUGUCAAAGGCUCCAUCACAGAACUUUAUUUGAGGCCUUACUGCCAGGAGUAUGUGCAAGUGUGUCUCUUUCUCUAGUGGAUUGGGUAUAAAGUCUAUUUCCAAAGAUUAAUUAGCAUUUAUCUUUGGGGUUAUUCAGAGUACAUCUACACAGCCCAACAAAACAAAACACAGCCUCUUGUGGCAGCAAGUCUGAGAGCCGGGGUCAACUGACUCGGACUUGCAUUGCAGGGCUAAAAAUAGCAGUGUAGACAUUCAGGCUGGAGCAGGAGUGCCGAAACCCGGUGAGGAUCUCAGACCCCAGGCUCCAGCCCAAGCAUGUACACUGCUAUUUUUGGCCCCACAGUGGUGGACCAAAAUUAGUUUUCCCUGACUCUGAGACUUGCUGCCAUAGGGCUUUUGUUUUUGUUUUGUUUUGUUUUUCUGUGUUGAUGUACCCUCAGUGGCUGCCAGAUAGGCAUGACUGAGAUCUUGGAAAGCACACUCUGACUCACCUGUCAGAAACAUCAAGCGCAGAAAGAAGAUGAGAGGGGUAACAAUUUAUCUAAUUUAUCUUCCCUAUUAGAACAUUUGGUUUAGAUUUUUUAAAAAAGUAUAUGUGAUGUCAGUAACUAUAACUAGCACAGUCCAUUUAUGGGUCUGGUGUCUGAAGAUCUCCCUGGUUUGUUUUUUUUUGAGCUGCUCAGUACUUAGGAAUGUUACCUUUUUACUAUCAUUUUUCUCCUCUUAGCAUGAGUUGAAAUCAGAAGAACUUGGCUUAUGUGAGCUUGUGACUAAUUGCCCUUCAGAAACCAUGCAACAAAACAAAACGUAUAAACCUAACUACCUUCUCCACAUCUCUCCUUAUUCCGAUUUUCAAGGGAUAUUACUAUGACCUUAUUGCUUGUCUUUUUCUUGUCUGAAGACUUCAGAUUCCCUCUGCUUUGUCAUCUUUUGUCCUAACUGCUCCAAUUAAAAUAUUUUUAACACACACAAGAAAAACAUGUCUAUUUUCCUCCGUCCAUAAACAGGAAGUCUAAAAUACUCUUUUUUCAGUCUCAUACUUAACAUCUCUCACUGGUACAAAAGAACUGUUGCAUGAUGUAGAGCAGGAUUGUUCUCAUAUGCUGUAGCCCUUUUCAUGUAUGUGGUAUCCCAGAGUGUUCUCUAGAGCGGUGAAUUACACACCGGUUGUUCGACUCUGUAGUCCUGAAGCUUGGAACGUGUGGCUCAGGAACUACUCCGGCUCAGCUGUUCGAAUGUGGUGCUGUCUGAGCCUUUUAGGGGCACUGUGACGCGUUCCCCAUCCAGUCAUUUUUUGCUACAUCUCCCUACUUGGAGCUUCCAGGACAGGCAUGAAAAUUGGCUAUAUAUAAAUAUGGGAAACAAACUGCAAUGACUUAGCUAAUGCUUUCACAUCUACUGAUGAUAAGCACUACAUAAGAGGUACUGUUAUAAUAUUAGUACUCCCAGUCAUUCAAGUGUGUCUGGAGACCUGUGGUUUUGUUCUAAGUUGACUAGUAUUUUACUUGCAACUGGCAGGUUUAUAAUAAUUUGCACUUAUAUAGCACUGUAAAAGCAGGUAACUGUGUCCUGGUAAUUGGCUAUAGGAUUUAUUGUAUGCAGUCAUGGUCUACUAUGUACCCGGGAAUCAGUCAUCCCCAACUGUGUUCUUUAACGAUUUGCAGAUAAGAUGAAGAAACUGUCCCCUGAAUAAGUUGUACUCAAACUUCUUUGCAUGACAUUUGUUUUGUUUUUUUGCUUUUGCUUUUAAAAACAGUUUGGCACAAAUGUUCUUGAAAAAUAAAAUGAAGAGGGGAAAAAAGAAAAUCUUUUCUUACUUUUCUACUCACGUUGCUAAAAAUUAAGAAUAAUUGGGAAUAAAAGAUCUACAGCUGUUGUGUUUAGCAACAGUGCGCAAACUCAUCUAAAUUAGACAUUAGUGGUUCACUUAUGGUUUAUUUCUUAAAAUGUUGACUUGAAAGAGUAUACUGCGGGAGAACUCCAUGAAUACGGAGAUGAACAGCAUUGGGACGUACGAGUUAAACAGCAGUAUAUUUUUAUUUGCUCAGCAUUGUUUUUUGGUUUCUGCUGAUCUGAAUAAAGUAGCCAUUGAGGCCAUAGUCUGAAAAUAAAUAAUAUGGAGUGCAUAAUAGAGGGAGACUGUUGAGUGAGAUUUGCUGGUGGUUGGGAGGGCUGUCUAAGUAAAUAAAUAUAAUAUAAAAGUGAGAAAACAGCUCACUUGCCAGUGUAGUACCUUCAUAAAAGGAAUUUUUUAGUUCUAACUAGACUACAGAGCCUAGAAAUGUUUCUUCUCUUCUCUUCCCAUUUUAGUUCUUGGGCUGUUUUUAUGAGGCAAUCUUGGAGCCCAGUUAUGAUCCUAUUGAAAUCUGUAUAGGAUUCUCUGCAAGAAAAGGACUGUUCUCAGUGGUAGCUGAUAACAGAACAAGGAGUAAUGGUCUCAAGUUGCAGUGGGGGAGGUUUAGGUUGGAUUUUAGGAAAAACUUUUUCA